Molecule: messenger RNA, 1986 nt
Organism: Brachypodium distachyon (stiff brome)
Lineage: Eukaryota; Viridiplantae; Streptophyta; Magnoliopsida; Poales; Poaceae
Product: squamosa promoter-binding-like protein 14
Exons: 3
Coding region: 549-1724 (391 amino acids)
Cellular component (GO): nucleus
Molecular function (GO): DNA binding
Source: RefSeq, a predicted model, not a curated record
CCCCGGUUCUCCUGUUCUGCGCUACGUACAUAGCACUCCCACGCGCGCUCGUGCUCGUGCAGCCGUUUUAUUACCCAGCAUGGUAAGAGGAGUCUCCUCUGCUAUCGUAUCGUAUCUCCAUCCCCUUGGCUUUCUCAUCAAUCAAGAUCAGCUACUGCUAGCUAGCAAAGCAAAGCAAAAGGUGCUGCUGCUACUGGUAACCGUAGCUAGCUAAGCCACUGUAGUGUGUAGAGUAUAGCAUGUCAAGUUGGGGGAAGAGAGAAAGAGUGAGUGAGAGACCCACACUAGGCUGUCGCAAGCACAGUACUGCUGAGGACAAAGACACAGGAGAGAAGGGGGGUUUGAGUUUAUUCCAAGGACGAAGCUAAAGGCUGGCUGGUUUUUGGUUACCCGUGUGUAGGAGUGUUUGUUUCCCCGGUCGCCGCCUCCCGCUCUCUCUUUCCCCUCUCGAGGGAGAGAGAGGAGAAGAGAGGGGGCCAAGAAAGAAACAAGAAACCACCUGUGCAGACAUCGCUUGCUAGCUAGUAGUAGCUCACGAAGGGCCGGCAAUGGAGAUUGGCAGCGGCGGUGGCGGAGGGAGCGCCGUUGCCGGAGGUGGCGAUGGCGGCGGCGGAGGGGACGACCAGCUCCGGCACGGGCUCCAGUUCGGCAAGAAGAUCUACUUCGAGGACUCCUCCAGUGGCGGGAGCAGCAGCGGCGGCGGCGGUGCGAAUGCGGCGUCGUCGUCUUCGAAGCCGGCGGCAAGCGGCGGCGGGAAGAAGGGCAAGGGCUCGGCGGCGCCGCCGCGGUGCCAGGUGGAAGGGUGCGAAGUGGAUCUCACGGCCUCCAAGGGCUACUACUGCCGCCACAAGGUGUGCUCCAUGCACGCCAAGUCGCCCCGCGUCGUCGUCGCCGGCCUCGAGCAGCGCUUCUGCCAGCAGUGCAGCAGGUUCCACCAGUUGCCUGAAUUUGAUCAAGGAAAACGCAGCUGCCGCAGACGCCUCGCAGGCCACAAUGAGCGCCGCAGGAGGCCACCCGCUGGCCCUCUUGCGUCACGCUACGGCCGGCUUGCUGCAUCCUUUGAAGAAUCCGGCAGGUUCAGGAGCUAUCUGCUGGAUUUCUCAUACCCACGUGUUCCGAGCAGUGUGAGGGAUGCGUGGCCAGCUGUCCGACCAGGUUACCGGAUGCCCAGCGAAGUUCAGUGGCAAGGGAACUUAGAGCCUCGUGCUCAGUCAGGUGCAGCCAUGGGUUACGGCGGCCAUGCAUACAGCAGCCAUGGCUUCCCCAGCCCAGGGCUCCCUCCAGGCGGGUGUCUUGCAGGGGUCGCUGCCGACUCCAGCUGUGCUCUCUCUCUUCUGUCAACUCAGCCAUGGGAUACUACCACCCACGGUGCCAGCCACGACCACCGGUCCGCGGCCAUGUCUGCCGCUGCCGCGAGUUUUGAUGGCAACCCUGUGGCGGUGGCCCCGUCCGUCAUGGCGGGUAACUACCUGCCGCCACCGGCGAACCCUUGGAGUGGCUCCAGGGGCCAUGAAGGUGGGCGGAACGUACCUCCUGACCCUCAGCUGCCACAUGACGUCCCGCUCCAUGAGGUGCACCCUGCAGGCUCUAGCCAGCAGGGCCACUUCUCAGGUGAGCUCGAGCUCGCUCUGCAGGGUAACAGGCCUGCAGCACCUGGACCACGCUAUGGCGCCGGCCGCAGCACAUUCGACCACCCUGGCAGCUCGACGAACUGGUCUCAGUAGGGAUCACUUCCACUACUACCCUCUGCCGUAGUAGUCCGCGCAAAGAGACAUGGAACUGAAGAAGAGCCUGAUAUUGCCUACUGUUUGCUACCUUCUCAUGUCCAGUACUAUUUGAAGGAAACUCUGAAGUGGCUGGCGGUUUAUCUUCUCAGUGAUGCAUAACAUCCAUGAACUCCUAACUAUUUGCGCCCAUGUAAACCUCCAUGAAUUUCAAGUAUCAGUAAUUCAGUAUGCUUGUCGAGGACUUUUACUCGGCAUAUUA